Molecule: messenger RNA, 1158 nt
Organism: Cherax quadricarinatus
Lineage: Eukaryota; Metazoa; Arthropoda; Malacostraca; Decapoda; Parastacidae
Source: RefSeq, a predicted model, not a curated record
UCCUGUGUCUCACACCAGUGUUAAGACUUGGUCACUGUUGUGUCUGUCUCAACCUCCCGUGGGCGGUUCUACAACGUCUACCUGCUGUGGGCGUGGUUAAAGCCACCAUCUGUGGACGUGUGUUUGGAGUGGGUUGAGCUGCAUUCUGCGGGCGUGGUUUAGAGCUGGUUUAGUUGGUGUGUGUGGCAGUGGUGGAGCUCAAGAUGAACCUGCUGUGUGUGUCCCUGCUGGUGCUGGUGGCAGUGAUAACUGGUACCCUUGGCUGCCCUAGCGACUUCCUGGGGAUAAGCAGUUCGUGUGUGAAGGUGGUGAUAGCUGCCGGUAUUGGUGAGAGACCAGUGUCAUGGAAGGUGGCCAGGGAAGGAUGCAAGGCACUCGGGGCAGAUCUGGCAGUCAUGAACGUAUCCAGCAAAGUUGAGCAUAUCUCUGCACACAUUGACAAGGUGUUUCCUAGUGGGUGCCCAACACACCCAAGAAGGAUGACAGAAUCUCCUUCGCUCUGCUAGUUCCGGCUGACUCGCUACACGGUCGACGGUACCUCAAUGAGAAUGGUGAGGGAGGCUGGGCGCCUGGCUACAUCUGUGAGAUCUGAGAGAGAGAGUGAGAGAGAGAGAGAGAGAGAGAGAGAGAGAGAGAGAGAGAGAGAGAGAGAGAGAGAGAGAGAGAGAGAGAGAGAGAGAGAGAGAGAGAGAGAGAGAAUAAAGCCAGCUGACUGAUUGAUCUUCUGAGAGAGAGAGAGAGAGAGAGAGAGAGAGAGAGAGAGAGAGAGAGAGAAUAAAGUCAGCUGACUGAUUGAUCUUCUGAGAGAGAGAGAGAGAGAGAGAGAGAGAGAGAGAGAGAGAGAGAGAGAGAGAGAGAGAGAGAGAGAGAGAAUAAAGUCAGCUGACUAAUUGAACUCGCUGGCACAGAUGGCUCCAACUUAAUCCUGUUCCCUACUUAUUUGUCUCAUAACAAUAAAAAGGCUUUUGAUGAACUGAUGUAGGUAAGAGCUCUUAGCUGGUAAAUAAAGUUAGGAACCUUAACGUAACUUUGUAAACCCGUGUGUAAAGACACAGAGAAUAAUUAUUAAAAUUCUCUUGAUAAUCGGCAAUAAAAUUUUUUAAUAAAAUUGUAUAUCUUCAAUAAUAAUGUUUUGAACAAUAUAAAUUUUGAUGACAA